Molecule: messenger RNA, 474 nt
Organism: Diaporthe batatas
Lineage: Eukaryota; Fungi; Ascomycota; Sordariomycetes; Diaporthales; Diaporthaceae
Exons: 4
Coding region: 1-474 (157 amino acids)
Source: RefSeq, a predicted model, not a curated record
AUGCGCCUGGUCGGACCUCAUGCAUUGCAUGACACAUCGGUGGCGGUCGCCGUGACGUGGUUCUGGUGGUGGGAUGACAUGGACAGCUGGACGUCCACAGCCCAGAGGGACAAGUUGCGAGAGAGGACCGAGGGCAUGACGACAAGGCAAUUUGCGUCGAUCGCACGACAUUCCUGUCGCGGAGGUUCAGGCAAGGCGAGUCAGAGGAUUGACCGUAUGAAGCCUGUGCCGUACCCUUCUCAGCCACAACAAGAUGGCAGCCGCGGCAAGCCGAAGCUGCAGACGCGCGCAUCCCUGUGUACCGACUUCUCACGCGUCCAGAGAGGACGUCUGGGGAAUCUCCGCCGCCUUUCCAUCCUCCAUGCCCUGAUCAGCCCAAAAACCACUUUUCAGCGGCAUGGGCGUCCCAGGAAAGACACAUUGGACUUAGAGGGCGGCUCGGACGAACAGGACACGCAAUACACCAACAAAUAG